AGGAGCGACCCUUCUCCCUGCCUCUUCCCUGCCCUGGGGACCCGGGAGGCCCGCACCCUCCCUUCCUCCCCGGCCCAUGGGGACCGUCAUGGCCAAACUGCUGCUACCCACGCUGAGCAGCCUGGCCUUCCUCCCCACGGUCAGCAUCGCUGCCAAGCGGCGGUUCCACAUGGAGGCCAUGGUCUAUCUCUUCACCACGUUCUUCGUGGCGUUCUACCACGCCUGCCACGGGCCGGGCCUGGCUAUGAUCUGCUUUCUGCGCCUUGACAUCCUGGAGUAUUUCAGCGUCUACGGAACCGCCCUGAGCAUGUGGGUCUCGCUGAUGGCGCUGGCUGACUUCGACGAGCCCAAGAGGUCGACUUUCGUGAUGUUUGGCGUCCUGACCAUCGCCGUGCGGAUCUACCACGACCGCUGGGGCUACGGCGUGUACUCGGGCCCCAUCGGCACGGCCGCCCUCAUCAUCGCGGCCAAGUGGCUGCAGCAGAUGAAGGACCAACGGCGCCUGUAUCCAGACAAGAGCGUGUACACACAGCAGAUAGGCCCCGGCCUCUGCUUCGGGGCGCUGGCCCUCAUGCUGCGCUUUUUCUUCGAGGAGUGGGAUUAUACCUACGUCCACAGCUUCUACCACUGCGCCCUGGCCAUGUCCUUCGUCCUGCUGCUGCCCAAGGCCAACAAGAAGGCUGGAAGCGCAGGGCCACCCGCCAAGCUGGACUGCUCCACCCUCUGCUGUGCUUGUAUCUGACCGCGUGGCCCAAAGCUCCCAGCCCCCCCCCGCCCUGCCUGGUCCUUCCGGACUGCAGAAACGCCCCUUCUCAGAGCCUGCGGGCUCUCUGGGGUCUGGGGAGCAUCCCGCCAAGUGCUUUUUGAGAACCCACUUCUUCUGUGUCCCCCGGGUGCCAAGGAGGGUGCUGGAAAGAAACAAACAUCCUGAUGGACAGGUGUGUCUGCAGAAGCCCGGAGCCAGACACUGCCCCCCCUCCACGUCCCCUCCCCGCUUCCCCGGACAGCCCCAUCCCAGCCACCAAGGGGCCCUGCCUGCCACCCUGGUCCCACACGCUCCCCACACCCUCUGUUUCCUGCUCUUGACCCAUGCCCUCAGGUUCGGCGAGCCAGGGCCAGCAGGGCCACUUGGUCCCUGCCCCAGGCCUGGCUGCCCCUUGGCUGUCCCCCCAGCCAGGUCGCUAAAUCAAACCAUUUCCACUCACUGCCUGCCCGAA
Sus scrofa (pig) is the source of this 1217-nucleotide messenger RNA. RefSeq names its product myomaker, myoblast fusion factor (gene MYMK). Gene Ontology annotation, cellular component: membrane. The record is from RefSeq and is a predicted model, not a curated record. Lineage: Eukaryota; Metazoa; Chordata; Mammalia; Artiodactyla; Suidae.